Limanda limanda (common dab) is the source of this 2726-nucleotide messenger RNA. RefSeq names its product zinc finger and BTB domain containing 2b (gene zbtb2b). The coding region runs from base 358 to 1941 and encodes 527 amino acids. The record is from RefSeq and is a predicted model, not a curated record. The transcript has 3 exons. Gene Ontology annotation, cellular component: nucleus. Gene Ontology annotation, molecular function: DNA-binding transcription factor activity, RNA polymerase II-specific; protein binding; RNA polymerase II cis-regulatory region sequence-specific DNA binding. Lineage: Eukaryota; Metazoa; Chordata; Actinopteri; Pleuronectiformes; Pleuronectidae. Gene Ontology annotation, biological process: regulation of transcription by RNA polymerase II.
AAAGAAUAAAACCUCAUAAAACUGUUAUUCCCGCAGAAUUAAAGAUGUCGUUCCGAGUGUCACGAAGCCCCGGGAGCGGAUCUAACGUUCACUCCUCCGCCCCCUGCUCAACGGCUGUUUCUUUUUGGGGCUGCUUUUUUUUUUUUUUUUUUUCUUCCAACCCUCGGUCAUGUGAUUGUAACGUAAAACCCCUAAACCGGAAAACACCGACGGACGGACACGACCCUCUCCGCCGCCGCCGAGGAGGAGCGGGACAAGCUGCUGCUGCUGCCCAGAGAGGACGGACCAGUCCCCGGUGACGAAGCCCCUGAACACCGCGGCGAGGCUCCACGGAUCCGCGGAGAAGCAGGUUGAAGAAUGGAGUUGGCCAACCAUGGUCUUAUCCUGCUGCAGCAGCUUAACGCUCAGAGGGAGUUUGGCUUCCUGUGCGACUGCACUGUGGCUAUCGGAGAUGUCUUCUUCAAAGCCCACAAAGCCGUCCUCGCUGCCUUCUCCAACUACUUCAGGAUGCUCUUCAUUCACCAGGACAGUGACUGUGUGCGCCUAAAGGCUGCCGACAUCCAACCGGACAUCUUCAGCUACCUCCUCAACCUGAUGUACACGGGCAAGCUUGCUCCCCAGCUGAUAGACCCUGCACGGCUGGAGCAGGGAGUUCGAUUCCUGCACGCCUACCCACUCCUGCAGGAGGCAAGCCAGUCAGUGUAUUCACAACGCGAGCAAAGCAUCAACCUCUCCACCUCCCUCUAUGGCAUCCAGAUCUCUGACCAGCAGGUGGCGCUGUCAGCCAGACUUGCCUCUCGACGGCAGCUCUCCUCUCCCUUGGAUGUCGAUCAGCUCAUGUCAGAGGGGAAGUUUCCAUCCAUGUCGGCGGCCACAGCUUCGUACGGCAACUCCUCGCCAUCCAAGCUGCUUUCCUCGCCCAUAGACAUGGAGGCCUCGACCAGUGGCGCUAAGCCUGAUGGUGAGGAGGGGGGAGCCAGCAUGCUGACUGGAGAUGGUUCCUUGGUCAAUGCCAUCCUCCAUGUUAAGCCCAGCAUCAUGAAAAGGAACGCCUCCUUUAGAAAGCAUUAUUCCUGUCACAUCUGCAGGAGCCGAUUCACCCAGAGAAGCCUGCUGAGAGAGCACCUCCUGCAGCACAGCCUGGCUGUUCAGCAGAGCCUGACUGAGCCCAGUAACGCACUCUCACCUCUCAUGUCGGUUGACCACAGCAUGUUAGAGGUAGAGGGGAUCCUCAGGGGAAGCAAGCCAGGGUCAAGUGCCUCCGCUGCCAGCACAGCGGUCGAGAUAAUCAGUGACAACGAGCAAACGCCUGUUUCAGGCACCAACUCAGACUCUCCCCUAGCAGAGGUGUCCACAUCCAGCUGGGGGGUGGGGGGAAUGAAUCAUCAGGCAGACACACCCCCUCCGUCAGACAUUGCGGACAUCGACAACCUGGAGAGCGCCGACUUGGACCGCGAGGUGAAGCGGCGGAAGUACGAAUGCUCCACCUGUGGCCGCAAGUUCAUCCAGAAGAGCCACUGGCGCGAACACAUGUACAUCCACACGGGAAAGCCCUUCAAAUGCAGCGCGUGUGGCAAGAGCUUCUGCCGGGCCAACCAGGCAGCGCGCCACGUGUGCCUGAACCAGGGCGCCGACACCUACACCAUGGUGGACCGACAGAGCAUGGAGCUGUGCUCCGCAGGAGAUGACAGCAGCCAGAUGGAGGCGAUGUUCUUGGGCUCAGCAAAGCCUUAUAAGUGUAACAUUUGUGCGACCACCUUCUCCAGCCCCAAUGAGGUGAUCAAGCACCUGUGCUUCACCCAGGGGGGAUUAGUGGGACUUCAGGGAAACGCCGAGAUGCUGCUCCAACGUGAAGAUCUGUCUAAGGAUGAAGGCUCCGAUGCUUCCAACUCUGGCACCCAGCUAGAACCCAUAAAGACUGAGGAGAUCCUCGUAGAGUAGUGCCAAAACUGUCUUUCUGUCCUUUUUAACAUGUUUAUCUUCUAAAUUAUGGUUAAUACGUAAGCUAAAGCUAGUCAGGGUAUGUGUUAUGGAGGGUCUCGAGCUAAUAAUUAAAGUUUUUUUGGUUUUGUUGAGUACAGUAUUUUUUGGUUUAUUUGAUCCUGUGUUUAAAAAUGUUAAUGGGUUCAUCCACACCAUAUAGAAAAGCUAAUACAAAUCACAUUUGGCUCAAUGUUAAGCUAAACCCCAACGAGGGAGGUGAAAGUGUUUCCUCUCGUCGUUUUAGAGUCUCUGCACACGCAGACGUUCUGUACAAAAGGAAGAGGAAGCGGAGACAGUUCCGGAAGAGAAGGCAUUUUGUGAGAUGAGUUGGCUGAGGGAAGGUUUGUGGAGAGGAAACUUCUAACAACCCCACUCGAGCUGAACAGGACAGCUGUUUCUCUAUGGUUGUAUUCAGCGACCAAUUCUGCACAUGCGGUCUAGAUUAUAAUCCCUGCUCUAAACACACAGAAUAUAAUGGCCUGAGACAAUCUGAGUUGAUGUGAGAAAGUACAUUUCUCUUCCAUUUACAUUUUGGCUCAGCAGAAUGAACGUCUUGAAAUGUAAUGUUGAGAAAGUUAAUCCCACCCUUCAACGCAACCGCCAACUUGGUUUGGUUGGUUUCUGUGUGAUGCAACAUAUUGAAAACACAACAGAUGUUGGUCAAAUCACAAGAAACCUUGAUUAUGUCAACUUUUCUUAUUUACUUAUUUUACAUGUUCCGGCCCCCCCCCCCCCACACCCAC